GAUUGUCUGAUUUACCAUGUGAUUUGCGGUUGGCGUAAAGCGGUUCGCGUAAAGUCAUGAAAUCUGAUCCUGAUAGUGACAUGAUUUACUCUGGUUGAUCAAACAGGUAGAAGCCGAAGUUGUUUUACUUUAAUCUGAUGAAGUCCCUGCUGCUAUAAGCUAGGAAAUUGACAAAUUCAACAUUGGCAAGCUGGUCUUGUGCUCUUUGUCCAAAAGCAUAUUCCGAAAGUGAGGUUCUUAUUGUGGAUGUUUCAGCGUCAACCUGAAUUUUCUUUAACCUACUACAAAAAGACCUUCUAGGGUGAUUAGCUGCAGUACUGUGACAAAUAAUCAAAAAAGAUCAUUGUCUUCUCAUUUAAUAUUCUAGCUGCCGUCCAAACAUUGAAGGCUGCACUGCAACUACUUGACUACAAGUUUUAUGUGGAAUUUUUCUGUACAGCUUGCACAAACUCAGUGAGAUCAGGAAUCAUCAUCUCUCACAUUUUUUAUCUUCAAAGGAAGGUGUCAUCUCCUAAAUUUUUUUCUCAGAAUCAACCAUGUUUCUAAUCCUUACCUGAAAGUUUCCAUCGCUCGGCUCCUGAUGGCAUGAUGCCUCAUUUAGAUUCUCUUAUGUCAGUGUGUUUGUAUUCAGAAAAUUAAAAGGUAUGAUGCCUCAUUUAGAUUCUCUUAUGUUAGUGUGUCUGUAUUCAGAAAAAUAAGGCAUGAAGGUUGCACUGCAACUACUUAACUACAAGUUUUUUGUGGAUUUUUUUGUAUAGCUUGCACAAACUCAGUGAGAUCAGGAAUCAUCAUCUCUCACAUUUUUUUCUCUUGAAAAGGAGGUGUCAUCUCCUACAUUUUUUCUCAGAAUCAACCAUGUUUCUAAUCCUUGCCUGAAAGUUUCCAUCGCUCGGUUCCUGAUGGCAUGAUGCCUCAUUUAAAUUCUCUUAUGUCAGUGUGUUUGUAUUCAGAAAAUUAAGUUAUGAUGCCUCAUUUAGAUUCUCUUAUGUCAGUGUGUUUGUAUUCAGAAAAAUAAGGCAUGAUGCCUCAUUUAGCUUAUCUUAUCUCGGUGUGUUUGUGCUCAGAAAAUUAAUUUGCUUAUUUUUGCUUUUUGAGGGCUAUAACAAUAGAGAAUUUCAUUUUUUUUUUAAUCUGCUUCUUCCCUGUGCCAGAGAGCGGGAGGAAGAGGAAGAGGGGCGAGCCUGAGCUGGAGUACGGGGCCUCGUCCGGGGUGAAUGAGAGGUCCGACGAGAGCAGCGACACGGUGGAGCCCGGCAGGGUCAGCAGGGCGGCCAGCUUGGGGCAGGGCGGUGAGGCUGGAGGAGACGGACAAGUUCUACCAGGUUGUUACUUGUCAAGAAGCUCUUCCUCAGCGGGAUAGCCCCCGGGUGGGCGGCGGCGUGGCGAUCACGGCGGUGCACAAGGUCGUGCAGGGUCCCCGGUCCAGGACGUUCCAAAUGCAGGGCCAACUCCUAGCCGCUGCGCGCGGCGCUGACGGGAGCAAUGCCAAGUUCGCGUGGUAUGGCGCUCCGUUGGCGGACGUGGCCGCGGCGGUGGAGCACGGGUUCGGCAGGACGAACAGCCGGGUCCUUGGCCAUCGCGCGCACGGCGACGACGUCCACGUCUCGCUGCUUCAGUCUCCUUAUGCCAGCGCAAUGCUAGCAAAUGCAGAUGAGAACGGCGAGGCGCAUAUCGUGCUGUGCCGUGUUCUGAUGGGCUGGCCAGAGGCCAUCCCAGCCGGGUCCUCUAAGCUCCACCCCAACAGUGACAAUUACGACAGUGCCGCCGACAACAUGCAGAACCCACAGUGGUAUGUUGUUUGGGGCAAGGACAUGAACAUGAGGAUCCUCCCAGAGUAUGUCGUCAGCUUCAAGUGUCCCAGCCUCCAUCAGAUGCAAGGAUCAUCCGGAGCGACCUCCAUGCUAAAGAAGCCUUCGCCGGUGGCUCGUGACAUGUUUCCGACGCUUCUAGCAGAGAUCCAGCGGUUCGUGCCAUCUUCCAAGCUGCAGAUAUUGCAGGGGACCUACAAUCGCUUCAAGAUUGGUAUGGUGUCAGGUUUACUUGCCUACAAGUUUGGUUCCACUUGGUACUCUGCUGUCAGCAUAUCUGUAGUAUCAGGAUAUUGUUACCUCCGUUUCAAAAUAUAGUGCGCCUGCGCUUUCCGAGGUU
This is a messenger RNA of Aegilops tauschii subsp. strangulata, 2148 nucleotides long. Lineage: Eukaryota; Viridiplantae; Streptophyta; Magnoliopsida; Poales; Poaceae. The record is from RefSeq and is a predicted model, not a curated record.